Messenger RNA from Diachasmimorpha longicaudata, 899 nucleotides. It is a transcript of the gene Tcs1, whose product is annotated as threonylcarbamoyl-AMP synthase. Gene Ontology annotation, biological process: regulation of translational fidelity. Lineage: Eukaryota; Metazoa; Arthropoda; Insecta; Hymenoptera; Braconidae. The record is from RefSeq and is a predicted model, not a curated record. The transcript has a single exon. The coding region runs from base 1 to 861 and encodes 286 amino acids. Gene Ontology annotation, cellular component: cytoplasm. Gene Ontology annotation, molecular function: double-stranded RNA binding; tRNA binding; nucleotidyltransferase activity.
AUGUUGCAACCCACAGUGCGGUCACAAUUGGCGAGAAUAAAUGCUGUUUGGAAUCUUGGAGGGAUAAGAUCAAUUAUGGAAGUUAAUUAUCAACCACCACUCAAAGCAACGUUAAAUCAAGUGACAAACGUGAUGAAUAAAAUGCAUCCAAAUGCAAAACACUGGUUCAUAGGAGGUGAACGUUGUCUCGCCGUUGGGGUUAAGUUGAUUCAAGAGAAUAAUAUAAUAGCCGUUCCAACAGAUACAAUUUAUGGCUUAGCAACGCUGGCUCAGAAUCCCGCAACAGUUGAAAAGCUGUACGAAUUGAAGGGUCGAAAUAAAAAUAAACCCUUGGCGAUUGCUGUCAGUAGCAUAAGAGAUAUUCCACGUUGGGCCGAGACUGAUCAUCUACCCCCAAAUUUAUUAAUGUCCAUUUUACCUGGACCAGUUACAGUUGUGCUAAAGCGAAAACCUGAAUUGAAUCCAGCCCUAAAUCCUGGUAGUGAUACAAUUGGCAUCAGAGUCAGUGACAGCAAAUUUCUCAGGAGUCUGUGCAAAAUUAUCGAUGAACCUUUAGCACUCACCAGCGCCAACUCCAGUGAUCAACCAAGCUCCUUAACUGCUGAUGAAUUCGAACACCUCUGGCCACAAUUAGGAGGAAUUUUUUACACAAUUAUUGACAAGAAUAAAUUAGAUGACUCAUACAGAGUUGGAUCGACUGUUGUUGACUUGACAGUCCCGAAUGAAUUUUAUAUUAUUCGUAGAGGAAUAUUUGUGGAUCGAGUGUUCAAAACAAUGUACAGACAUGGGUUACAGAGGCGAGACGCGUCUAAUGAAAAAAAGAGUACGAGUGUAAAUGAUACCAUAGAACAACAACAAUAAUUUGUCAUUCAAAAUAAAAUUGCAUUCAGAGUAAUAAA